Molecule: messenger RNA, 288 nt
Organism: Linnemannia hyalina
Lineage: Eukaryota; Fungi; Mortierellomycota; Mortierellomycetes; Mortierellales; Mortierellaceae
Source: the annotation of a GenBank genome assembly
AUGGCACGCCUGAGCAUUGGACCUUUUUUCGACACUGCGGCUAUCUCACAUUUGAAGGAGCUUGGCCCAGGAGCUGGGGUCGCCAAUCUGGAGGAUACUGUUCGCGAGCAGGUGAUCAAGACCUACUGCUUCGGAAAUGGAAGCGCGAACAACGUCGAGAGGGAUGCGCAGCUGUUGCAGCAGUUUCACCAGGUCGAUCAGACUGUUGAUCGUUUGGAGGAGAACUUUUUGUUUGGGCCUGCAUGGAAGCUGUCUGGAGGAGAGAGUGAGCGUUGUGGACGGUCAUAG